AUGCACCCAAAUCCUAAAGUUGGCAUUGUUUUUGCUGGUCAAACUGGUGUUUCUGGUGGGAAAGCAGAUCAGUUGUGGUAUCCUGAAGGUGUAUUCAUUGAUGAAAGUGACGCUAAUGGUCCUCUCUAUAUUUGUGAUUCAAACAAUCAAAGAAUACAAAAAUGGUUGCAGGGUGCAGCCAGCGGCACAACUGUUGCUGAUGGUGGUAGGGCUGAAGGAUUAACUACAUUCACUUAUCCGAAGGAUAUUAUUCUGGACCGAAUAGGAAAUCAGAUGUACAUAGCAGAGAGUAACCACCAGCGUAUCGUUCGUUAG
Didymodactylos carnosus is the source of this 315-nucleotide messenger RNA. Lineage: Eukaryota; Metazoa; Rotifera; Eurotatoria; Philodinida; Philodinidae. The record is from the annotation of a GenBank genome assembly.